AUGGCCGGUGACCUCACCUCCUUUUCGAUUGGCGGCAAACCUAAGACUGGUGGACUCCUAGGCGGUGUCACCUCAUCACUCGGCCUUCUCGGAGAACCACAAGGCCUGAGUGCGUCACACAACCGCUUCGAGGUUGAUGGAUCUCCCACGCGAGGGGACUUGUACUCAACUGGCAACCCCAUCUCUCUCAACUUGGACUAUUUCGAGCAGCUCCUCUCUAUGCCUCUCGGCGAGAACGGGAUCGAUAUCCCCGUCUUGACCGCGUUCCGCCUUGACCGCACGAAGCACUCGAUUGCUACGAAUGGACAUUACUUCUCAGGCCCACUCACGGCCCUUGCGCUUAACCCCGCGACAUAUCAAUUCACCUACCGUUUCUUCGCCAACCACACUGCUGAAAACCCAGAAGGCUACCUUGAUGCCGAGACACUCAUGUCAUUCCAGGGUGUUACUGGAGAGAAAGGUAAUUACAAGUGGGCUCGUGGGCAAGAGAAGAUCCCCGAGAACUGGUACCGCCGCGUCAUCGGCGACGACUACAGCAUCCUGGCCUUCACUUCCGAAGCCCUUUCGCUCGAAAAAGCCCACCCCGAAUUAAUCCGAAUCGGCGGAAAUACUGGCCAGCCAAACACGUUCACUGGCGUCGAUGUUGACGACUUGACAGGCAACGUUCUCAACGCGCGGACGCUUCUCGAGGGUAAUAACCUAAUGUGCCUUGCGUUCCAGGCUGCCAGCGAAGCUGCUCCUGACGUCCUCCGCGGAUUAGUUGGCAACGUCUUGAUCGCUGUGCAAAAGUUGGCUUCUGUUCUAGACCCGAUUAUUGCGGAGCUUGGUUGCCCCGAGCUGAUUAAGUACGAUGCAACCCUGUUGAAGGCUUUUCCUGGUGCCGGAAGUGGGAUGUAG
Molecule: messenger RNA, 897 nt
Organism: Alternaria arbusti
Lineage: Eukaryota; Fungi; Ascomycota; Dothideomycetes; Pleosporales; Pleosporaceae
Exons: 3
Coding region: 1-897 (298 amino acids)
Molecular function (GO): peroxidase activity
Source: RefSeq, a predicted model, not a curated record